Molecule: messenger RNA, 2795 nt
Organism: Lolium perenne
Lineage: Eukaryota; Viridiplantae; Streptophyta; Magnoliopsida; Poales; Poaceae
Product: cation/H(+) antiporter 19
Biological process (GO): regulation of pH; proton transmembrane transport
Cellular component (GO): endomembrane system; membrane
Molecular function (GO): antiporter activity
Source: RefSeq, a predicted model, not a curated record
ACCACCGUCUCUGUGUGUGUGUGAAAAACAUAGUGGUUUGUGCUGUUGAGAAACCAAGACCGAUCGAGCGACAGAUUUAACCCAACAUUUAAACCCCUGGUUAGUGGAGCCAGGCGGCGCAGCGCGAGCUCUAGCCGGAGAAAGAGAGAGGCAUCAUGGCGACGGUGUGCCCGGCGCCGAUGCAGGCGACGUCGCACGGCGUGUUCCAGGGGGACAACCCGCUCGACUACUCGCUGCCGCUCGCCAUCCUGCAGAUCUGCCUCGUCGUCGUCGUCACGCGCGGCCUCGCCUACAUCCUCCGCCCGCUCCGGCAGCCGCGGGUCAUCGCCGAGAUCAUCGGAGGUGUGCUGCUGGGCCCGUCGGCGCUGGGCCGGAGCAACAAGUUCUUGAACGCCGUGUUCCCGCACAAGAGCCUGCCGGUGCUGGACACGCUGGCCAACAUCGGCCUGCUCUUCUUCCUCUUCCUCGUCGGCCUGGAGCUCGACAUCGCGGCCAUCCGCCGCACCGGCAAGAAGGCGCUCGCCAUCGCACUCGCCGGCAUCUCCCUCCCGUUCGCGCUCGGCAUUGGAACCUCCUUUGCCUUCCGUGCAACCAUCGUCAAGGGCGCCCCGCAGGCGCCGUUCCUCGUCUUCAUGGGCGUCGCGCUCUCCAUCACCGCCUUCCCAGUGCUCGCCCGCAUCCUCGCCGAGCUCAAGCUCCUCACGACCGACCUCGGACGCAUGGCCAUGUCCGCGGCCGCGGUGAAUGAUGUCGCCGCCUGGAUCUUGUUGGCACUUGCCGUUGCCCUCUCUGGAGAUGGCUCGCCCAUCAUCUCGCUAUGGGUGCUCCUCACUGGCGUCGGCUUCGUCAUCGCCAUUAUCCUUCUCCUCCGGCCGUUGCUGGCGUGGAUGGCGAACCGGUCUCCCGAGGGAGAGCCGGUCAAGGAGGUCUACAUCUGCGCCACCCUCGCCAUUGUCCUCGCCGCUAGCUUCGCCACCGACGCCAUCGGCAUCCAUGCGCUCUUCGGCGCCUUCAUGGUCGGCAUCGUCGUCCCCAAGGACGGGCCCUUCGCCGGCGUGCUGAUCGAGAAGGUAGAGGACCUCAUCUCAGGCCUGUUCCUCCCGCUCUACUUCGUGUCCAGCGGCCUCAAGACAAACGUGGCUACCAUCAGUGGAGCAAAAUCUUGGGGAUUGCUGGUGCUCGUCAUCACGAACGCCUGUAUCGGCAAGAUCGGCGGCACGGUGAUCACGUCGCUGGUGGUGAAGAUUCCGGUCAGGGAGGCGGUCACGCUGGGGUUCCUGAUGAACACAAAGGGCCUCGUGGAGCUCAUCGUCCUCAACAUCGGCAGGGACCGCAAGGUGCUCAACGAUGAGGCGUUUGCCAUCUUGGUUCUCAUGGCGCUCUUCACCACCUUCAUCACGACGCCCAUCGUCAUGGCCAUCUACAAGCCAGCGCGGCCGUCGGCACCGUACAAGCGCCGCACCGUGGAGGGCUCCCCAUCCGACGCUGACAGCGAGCUCCGCGUCCUCGCGUGCUUCCACAGCAACCGCAACGUCCCGACGCUGCUGAACUUGGUCGAGUCGUCGCGCGGCACGAGCCGGCGCCGCCUCGCCAUGUACGCCAUGCACCUGGUGGAGCUCUCGGAGCGGUCGUCGGCGAUCUCCAUGGUGCACCGCACGCGCCGCAACGCUAUGCCCUUCUUCAACAGCGGGGACAAGGAUGGACAGAUGGUGGUGGCCUUCGAGGCGUUCCAGCAGCUGAGCACCGUGAGGGUAAAGCCCAUGACGGCCAUUUCUGACCUCGAGACCAUCCACCGGGACGUGAUCAACAGCGCCGCCGAGAAGCGGGCGGCCAUUGUAAUCAUGCCGUACCACAAGAUGCCCCAGCACGACGGCACGUUCCACUCGCUCGGGUCCCAGUACCACGACAUGAACAAGCGCGUGCUCCGCGGCGCGCCAUGCUCCGUCGCGAUUCUCGUCGACCGCGGCCUCGGCGGCCACUCCCAAGUCGCCGCCAAGAACGUGGCCUUCUCCGUGUCCGUGCUCUUCUUCGGCGGACCCGACGACCGAGAGGCGCUGGCCUACGCCACGCGCAUGGCCGAGCACCCCGGCGUCAACGUAACGCUGACGCGCAUCCGUCCAAGCCGACCGCUCCACGAUGAAGAGUCUGACGAGGUGGUGGUGGAAGCGUUCAAGGCCAAGGUUGACGCCGUGAAGGACGGGUCGGUGAGCUUCGACAACAUUGAGGCGUCCGGCAAGGAGGCGGUGCUGGAGGCAAUCAACUCGUUGUCCAAGUGCAACAUGUUCGUGGUGGGCCGGAUGCCGCCCACGGAGCCGCUGGUGGAGAGGCCCGAGGAGCUGGGCCCCGUGGGGAGCUACCUGGCGUCGCCGGAGUUUAAGACAUCGGCGUCGGUACUGGUCAUCAAGAGGUACGACCCAGCGACGAACCCGGCCAGCAAGAGGUUCGACCCCAAGGCGAGGCCGCCCGUGGCGACCGACGUGGAGGACGACGACGAGGAGAUGAACAGCGGAGGCGGCAGCGCCUCCGUCGUGCCCGUGCAGUGGACGCCGACGCACGACUCCGCCUGAGUGAGCCGGCUUAACAGAGCUUAUCGGCUUGAGCUCGUUCUCGAUCGCCUGCCAUACGUCGUUCGGGCAUGUAUCUGUGCUAAUUUUGUUGCUCUCGUACGUACGUGUGGUAAUGAUGUAAGUGUAUAUAAUUGUUGUGUUGUAAUUGUACUGCAGCUAGCCUUGGAUUUGGAAAAGAGACACAUGCUGCUGCCGUAGUGCGGUACUUCGUGUAAAAACUAUAUGUGC